GAUAGCUGAUAGCUCGAUUCGAAUUCGAGAUUUCGAGAACCUGAAUCAGCAAAUAGCAAAAGUUUUGCUUUGUAAUCGUCAACAUUUUCACUUUCUACCCGAAUAAUUUUGGUUUAUUUGUUUGGGAUCUUUGCUAAUUUGUUUGUAUUUUCUUAAUCACAUCCAACCAUGGUUCGUGAGAGUACUAUGAUAUGUGUGGAUAACAGCGACUACAUGCGUAAUGGCGACUUCAUUCCAACUCGAUUGCAGGCGCAACAGGAUGCCGUCAACCUCGUUUGCCAUUCAAAGACUAGAGCUAAUGCUGAGAACAAUGUUGGACUUCUCACACUAGCCAAUGUGGAAGUUUUGGCUACGCUGACUUCAGAUGUGGGUCGAAUUCUGUCCAAGUUGCAUAAGGUUCAGGCAAAUGGCAACAUUAAUCUGCUCACUGGAAUCAGAAUUGCCCAUUUGGCUCUAAAGCACAGGCAGAGCAAGGAGCAUAAGAUGCGUAUCGUGCUGUUUGUUGGAAGUCCCAUCGAGGCCGAAGAGAAAGAGCUGACCAAGCUGGCCAAACGCCUCAAAAAGGAGAAGGUCAACGUUGACAUUGUCAGCUUCGGUGAAGAGGUCACUGGGUCUUCAACUGUCGUUGAAAAGGUAUCACUUUGUAUCAAUGAUGUGCUGGCAACUUUUAUCAGCACUCUGAACGGCAAGGAUGGCGCAGGCAGUCAUCUGGUGACUGUUCCCCCUGGUCCACAUCUCUCUGACGCUCUCAUUUCAUCUCCCGUCAUUCAGGGAGAAGAUGGUAUGGGCGGAGCAGGAUUGGGAACUGCAGGUUUCGAAUUCGGCGUCGAUCCCAAUGAAGAUCCUGAGCUCGCUCUGGCUUUGCGAGUUUCAAUGGAGGAGCAGCGUCAAAGACAAGAACAAGAAGCUAGGAGAGCCAAUCCUACCGAGAAGGAUACUGCUAGACCGGAAACUAUCAAAGAAGCACCCAGUGAGGAGGUGAUGCUGGAACGAGCACUGGCGAUGUCGAUGGAGGGGCAGGAGGAGACCGGCCCCACUGUCACUGCUGCCGCCUCCGCCGCCUCAGCAGCCGCCUCUGCCGCCCCCGACUUUGCCCACAUGACCGAGGAGGAGCAGAUUGCCUUCGCCAUGCAGAUGUCUAUGCAGGACUCCCUGUGUAUGGUUUGUUUGGCAGCACCCAGUGAGGAGGUGAUGCUGGAACGAGCACUGGCGAUGUCGAUGGAGGGGCAGGAGGAGACCGGCCCCACUGUCACUGCUGCCGCCUCCGCCGCCUCAGCAGCCGCCUCUGCCGCCCCCGACUUUGCCCACAUGACCGAGGAGGAGCAGAUUGCCUUCGCCAUGCAGAUGUCUAUGCAGGACUCCCAGGAAGCAUCUGGCAGCAGUAGCUCUAAGGGGGGAGCUGAUGCGAAGAAAGAGCGACAGGAGACACCGAUGGAGGUGGAGGACUACCGCGAGGUGAUGAAUGACCCGGCCUUCCUGCAGAGUGUGCUGGAGAACCUGCCCGGAGUCGACCCGCAGUCGGAGGCCGUGCGUCAGGCGGUCACCUCCCUCUCCAAGGACAAGGACAAGGAUAAGAAGGCGCCCGCCAAGGACCACGACAAGAAGUAGAUUAGCUGUGGUUGGAGCAUUAUUAUUCACUAAAUCCUAUUGUAUUGGAAUAUUAAGAAAGGAGUAGUUCAUGUCAAUCACUUAUUACUUGGCUUAAUGAAUUCUCUGUAUACAUUUUGUUCACUAACCUAAAGUUUAUUCCAAUGUCAAAUUGCUUAAUAAAAUAUUAUACCGUACUCUUGAUUAUUUUCAUAAUUUAUUUGUAAAAAUAAAUUCUGCAUUUACUGCAAGUA
Nilaparvata lugens (brown planthopper) is the source of this 1841-nucleotide messenger RNA. RefSeq names its product 26S proteasome non-ATPase regulatory subunit 4 (gene Rpn10). The coding region runs from base 169 to 1608 and encodes 479 amino acids. Gene Ontology annotation, molecular function: polyubiquitin modification-dependent protein binding. The record is from RefSeq and is a predicted model, not a curated record. The transcript has 11 exons. Gene Ontology annotation, cellular component: proteasome regulatory particle, base subcomplex; cytosol; nucleus. Gene Ontology annotation, biological process: proteasome-mediated ubiquitin-dependent protein catabolic process. Lineage: Eukaryota; Metazoa; Arthropoda; Insecta; Hemiptera; Delphacidae.